ACACUGCCUGACAUCACAACAUCAUGGAAAUCUCAGGCAGAAAGCAACACAAAUAGGCAGUACUGAAUAAAGAAGAUAAAUGGAAAGAGCACCAAAAGAUUCAGCUUGUACAAAUCAGCACUGUUAAAUUUGUUUUAAUCACACAAUACUAAUCUACAACUGCCCAGGGUUCUUAGGUGUAAUAGGAAAAUGUUCUUCCAGGUGACUAUAACCAGUUUUCCCACUGGAAGCAAUAGAAGGAGCAUUUGUUUGUUCCUGGACAGCUGGUAUUUGGGAUCAAAGGUUUAAAAUGAGCCUUACAGACAUUCUAAGCCCUUCUGACAUCGCUGCUGCUCUGCGGGACUGCCAAGCUCCAGAUUCCUUUAGUCCCAAAAAAUUCUUUCAGAUCAGUGGGAUGUCUAAAAAGAGUAGCAGCCAGCUCAAGGAGAUCUUCCGGAUUCUCGACAAUGAUCAAAGUGGCUUUAUUGAGGAAGAUGAGCUCAAGUAUUUCCUUCAGAGGUUUGAGUGUGGAGCCAGAGUGUUAACCACCUCAGAAACCAAGACCUUUUUGGCAGCUGCAGAUCAUGAUGGGGAUGGUAAAAUCGGGGCUGAAGAAUUCCAGGAAAUGGUGCAGGCUUAGGACCAAACAAGAUAGAAUUGGGAUGAAUCUGCACAAGACGCUCAAAAACCUUGAAAAUUGGGAGUCCCUUAUUUAUCUUGUCAGGGUCUGUUAUUUUUUCACUGACUUAGCAACAUAAUGGAACACUGAUUACUGAUUUUUUUCAUUGUGUGGACUAUUUACCAUGUUCUAACCUCUACUUUAGCAGACACUUCCCUUAAAAAUAUCCAAUAAAAAGUAAUCAUAUACUGUA
This is a messenger RNA of Corvus hawaiiensis (hawaiian crow), 851 nucleotides long. Its product is annotated as parvalbumin, thymic CPV3. Gene Ontology annotation, cellular component: nucleus; cytoplasm. Lineage: Eukaryota; Metazoa; Chordata; Aves; Passeriformes; Corvidae. The transcript is spliced from 5 exons. The coding region runs from base 290 to 619 and encodes 109 amino acids. The record is from RefSeq and is a predicted model, not a curated record. Gene Ontology annotation, molecular function: calcium ion binding.